AGAAGAAUGAGGUCAGCGGUAACUGAGAGCACAGAGUAGGAAGCGAAUGUUGUGUAAGUUUUGUACCAGGGGCACGUCAUGUAACUUAUUGAUUUUAGUUAUCAAGAUAAAGAUAUUUUGGGAUUUUCGUUCGUGCAUAAUUUCGGGUAAUACUCUCGUAUAUUCAUGAUAAUUCAUUAAAGCUUUAAGGUAUUUCUAUGAGCGUGUAAGUUUAAUAAAUAACUACAUGUCACCUCAACGCUGACAUUCAUAAUUAUCGUACUAUUGACAUGUAGCCCUAACAUUAGACAGUGCAUGAAGCCAUUUAUACUUUUCUACACAGUUGAUUUGAUAGACAUUUCAGGAGGUGGAUAAUAACAUUUGAUAUGGGCUCUGUCAAAGUCAUGGCGUGCUGCCGGCAGCUAUUUUUGCCCCAUGCAAGAGCACUUGCUUUAACUACAAAGAUGGCUAGUUCUGUGAACAUCAUAUGCUGCAUCGGAAGAAAUCUCAGCUCCUCUUCGAGAUUGCGGUCCAGCAUGCCAGCUUGGGUGAUUGACGAGUAUGGCAACAAUGGGGUACUGAGGUUCACUGAAGAUGCCACAGCUCCCAGUGUCAACUCAGCAAGUGAGGUCUUAAUUCAGGUCCAAGCCGCAAGCCUCAACCCUCUCGACAUAUCCAUGAGGAGUGGGUAUGGGUCAAAUCUUCUGAAGCUGAGACGGGACCCGGUGUCUUUGGGUCAGAAUGGCGGCGAGUUUCCCAUCAUACUGGGUCGGGAUGUCUCUGGCGUGGUGGUGGAUUGUGGGUCGGGAGUGACCCAUUUCAAACCAGGAGAUGAGGUGUGGGCGGCCAUCCCUCCAUGGAAGCAGGGCAGCCUGGCAGAGAUGGUGAAUCUGACAGAGUAUGAGGUCUCCCACAAGCCAAGGUCGCUGAGUCACAAGGAGGCGGCGUCCAUCCCGUACGUGGCUGCCACGGCCCUGUCUGCCCUGGUCAACGCGGGCGGCCUGUGCAGAAACAACUGCACUAACAAACGAGUUCUUAUCACCGGAGCCUCAGGUGGUGUUGGAACGUUCUCCAUCCAGCUGCUGAAGGCCUGGGGCGCCCACGUGACAGUGACCUGCUCCCACAAUGCCGAGGGACUGGUGAGGGGUCUGGGGGCGGAUGAAGUGGUGGACUACACGGCGGGAGACAUGGCCACGGAGCUGGGACUGCUGGAAAAGUUCGACGUGAUCCUGGACAAUGUGGGUGGGGAAACGGAGCAGUGGGCCCUGGGCCUGCUAAAGCCCUGGUCAGGGGCCAAAUACGUGACCCUGGUCACCCCCUUCCUGCUUAACAUCGACUCCAUGGGCUUGCUGGAGGGAGCCGUCUACUCAGGACUCAACCUGCACCAGAAGGCCAUCACGAACAUGUGUAACGGAGUGUUCUACCGCUGGGGGUUCUAUGCUCCAGACGGCCCGGCGCUGGACGAGGUCAGCCAGCUGGUGGAUGCCGGAAAGAUCCUUCCAGUGGUGGAGGCCACGUUCCUGUUCUCCCAGGUGCCCCUGGCCUUCCAGAAAGUAGAGGGAGGUCACGCCAGGGGGAAGACUGUGGUCACCGUGGCCCAAGAGGAGGAGGGGACCGGAGUGACUGAAGAGGAGGGGGAGACUAGUGACACCUCAGAGCAAGUCAGGGAGGAAGUCAGGCAAGCAGCGCCAAAGAGCUAAACCGCUGUGAUGUCAACACUAAGCAUUGGGUCAUUAAGGCACGCAACAGUUUUUUUUUUUUAACGCUUUGCAACGGACAACUUAAAUCAUUUUAGUUUUUUGGUCCAGUUAGGCCCACCCCGUUUCAGUUUUCUUACAUUUGCCUAAUGGACAUGACCCUGGAUAUGGUUUCUCCAUGUCCGUCCUGUAGAACGCUGAGCUCUACUGCAAGACACUGUUUGGUAUGCAUUGUUUGCGCUUUUGCAGAUAAACUGCUUGUUCGAGUAAGGCAACAUUUAUUUAUCUUAUGGUUUGUCUUGUGUGUUGAGAAUUCAUUACGGAAAAGUAAAAUAUAUAUUUACA
Salmo salar (Atlantic salmon) is the source of this 2021-nucleotide messenger RNA. RefSeq names its product NAD(P)H oxidoreductase RTN4IP1, mitochondrial. Lineage: Eukaryota; Metazoa; Chordata; Actinopteri; Salmoniformes; Salmonidae. Gene Ontology annotation, molecular function: oxidoreductase activity; zinc ion binding. The record is from RefSeq and is a predicted model, not a curated record. Gene Ontology annotation, cellular component: mitochondrion.